CACAACACCAGGAACCUUAGCGCAGCCCCACGACAAAGGGAUGGGUCCCUGGGUCCUCAGCGUUGCCUCGCUGGGCAUGUUGGCCACUAUCUCAGUUGCCGCCAGGGUUUGCCCAAGGACUUGUCGCUGCGAUGGGAAGAUCGUGUACUGCGAGUCCCAGGCCCUCCUCGAAAUCCCCCCCAACAUCUCCUCCGGCUCGCUGGGCUUGUCCCUCAGAUACAACAGCAUCAAGUCGUUGAGGCCCAGCCAGUUCUCGGGCCUCAACCAACUCACCUGGCUGUACCUGGACCACAAUCACCUCCAGGGGGUGGACAGGGAGGCCUUCCAGGGAAUUCGGAGGCUCAAGGAGCUCAUCCUGAGCUCCAACAAGAUCGCGAGGCUCCACAAUGUCACCUUCCACCCCGUUCCCAACCUCCGCAACCUGGACCUGUCCUACAAUAAGCUGCACCUCCUCCAGCCCCAACAGUUCAAGGGCUUGAGGAAGCUCCAGAGUCUGCACCUGCGUUCCAAUUCCCUCAAGGUCAUCCCGGUCAGGCUCUUCCAAGACUGCCGGAACCUGGAGUUCCUGGACCUGGGAUAUAACCGGCUGCGGAACUUGGCCAGAAACGUCUUUGCCGGGCUGAUGAAGUUGACCGAACUGCACUUGGAGCACAACCAGUUCUCCAAGAUCAACCUCUCGCACUUCCCGCGCCUCUCCAGCCUGCGGACGCUCUACCUCCAGUGGAACCGGAUCCGGGUGUUCAGCCAGGGCAUGUCGUGGACCUGGAGCUCGCUGCAGAAGCUGGAUCUGUCCGGCAACGAGAUCCAGGCCAUCAUUCCCGGCGUGUUUCGCUGCGUGCCCAACCUCCAGAGCCUGCACUUGGAUUCCAACAAGUUGACCACCGUCAGCGAGGAGAUCCUGAACUCCUGGGCCUCGCUGACCACCGUCAGUCUCUCCUCCAACAUCUGGGAGUGCAACCGCAACAUCUGCGCCCUCGUCAGCUGGCUCAAGGGCUUCAAGGGUUACCGGGAGAGUGCCAUGAUCUGCGCCGGGCCCAAGCCCGUCCAGGGGCAGAACGUCUUGGAGGCCAUCCAGCUUCACAAGACCUGCAGCGGGCUCCCGAAGGCCUCGACCACGCAGAGGCCUUGGACCUCCCAGGCCACCCGCAGGAGCCCCAGGCUGCCCACCAGGCCCGCCCCGGCCCCCGCUGGCGACAGGCCCCCCGCGGCACACACCGCCCGCCCGCCCAACUCUUCCUCGGCCGAGCCCGAGCUGGACUUCGAGCACGUCUCGCUGCACAAGAUCGUGGCGGGGAGCGCGGCCCUCUUCCUCUCGGUCGCCAUGAUCCUGCUGGUCAUCUACGUGUCAUGGAAGCGCUACCCGGCCAGCGUGAAGCACCUCCAGCAGCGCUCGCUCGUGAAGCGGCGCAGGAAAAAGGAGAGGGAGCACGAGCGGCAGAUGAACACUCCGCUGCAGGAGUACUAUGUGGACUACAAGCCGUCGAACUCGGAGACGGUGGACGUGUUGGCGAACGGCAGCGAGACCUGCACUUACCCGCGCGCCAUCUCCAGGGAGUGCGAGGCCCCUCUUCCGAUGAACAUCACCGCCUUCUACAGUUACAACCAGCCCCUCGUGGGCUACUGCAAAGCCCACCAGACCCUCCACAUACACAAGAGGUACGAGGAGACCCUACACGAGGAGCCCGAGGGGGGCGAGACGGAGCCCGGGACCCCCCACGCCAUCAUCUCCACCGUGGCCCGUUCUGCCGUGCUGCCCAACAAUCACGUGGAACGACCCCAGUCGUCGUGA
This is a messenger RNA of Callorhinchus milii (elephant shark), 1789 nucleotides long. RefSeq names its product leucine-rich repeat transmembrane neuronal protein 4. Gene Ontology annotation, molecular function: protein binding. The record is from RefSeq and is a predicted model, not a curated record. The transcript is spliced from 3 exons. NCBI's taxonomy places the organism in Eukaryota, Metazoa, Chordata, Chondrichthyes, Chimaeriformes, Callorhinchidae. The coding region runs from base 41 to 1789 and encodes 582 amino acids.